GAAAAGGAGGGAACGGGCGAGACGGAGAGAGAGCUCGACACUCGACAGCGGGGAGGCGUGGAGCAUUUAUAGCUACUUCAACCCGAAUGCCAGUUAUUUUGCAAACAAAUCCACAUUGUCAGCCGCCGUUCUUCUCUAAUUGUUUCGCUCGAAAGUUUAGCUGCAUUUGAGAUCCGAGCUAACCGUUCGUUGAGAGCAAAGUUUGUAUAUGGCAGCAACUGCAACUGCAUCUUCAGCUGGUCCACGUUAUGCACCAGAAGAUCCCACCCUCCCUAAACCUUGGCGAGGCCUAGUUGAUGGUAAGACUGGGUAUCUUUACUUCUGGAAUCCUGAGACCAAUGUUACUCAAUAUGAGAGGCCUGGGGGCUCUGCUCCAUCAAAUAAAUCAUCAUCUGGACCUGUAAGUUCAUCCAUUCAGAAGUCUUCUCAAGGACAACACCCUGACAAUGGUGAUGAUGAUAGAUAUGACAGAGGUAGCAAUGGUGGCUCAAGCAGACUUUCCACCGGGGCAGAAAGAGGCAGCUCUGACCAUUCUCGUGAUGUUUCACAAAUGCCAGAAGCUGGAGGUGGACCAUCUGCUCCUAAAAGUAAUAGUGGAUUAAGUAUGGGGAGCGACCUAUCUCCGGAUAGCUAUCGCCGCCAGCAUGAAAUAUCUGUAACUGGAGAUAAUGUACCCCCACCUUUCACAUCAUUUAAAGCAACUGGGUUUCCGUCAGAGCUUUUGAGAGAGUUACACCAAGCUGGGUUUUCAGCUCCAACUCCAAUACAGGCGCAGUCAUGGCCUAUAGCUCUUCAAGGCCGAGACAUAGUGGCAAUUGCGAAGACUGGUUCAGGGAAAACUUUGGGUUAUUUGAUUCCUGGUUUUAUGCAUCUAAAACGACGUAAUAAUAAUCCUAGAAUGGGCCCAACUGUUUUGGUCUUGUCCCCAACAAGAGAGUUGGCAACACAAAUACAAGAUGAAGCUGUAAAGUUUGGUACAACUUCAAGGAUUUCUUCUACGUGUCUGUAUGGAGGAGCACCAAAAGGUCCACAGUUGAGGGAGUUGGACAAAGGUGUAGACAUUGUGGUGGCAACUCCUGGUCGUUUAAAUGACAUUUUGGAAAUGAAAAGAGUUACACUACAUCAAGUUUCAUAUUUGGUAUUGGACGAAGCAGACCGCAUGUUGGACAUGGGGUUUGAACCUCAGAUAAGAAAGAUUGUGAAGGAGGUGCCGUCUCAGCGGCAGACUCUGAUGUACACAGCAACAUGGCCAAAGGAUGUCCGUAAAAUUGCUGCUGAUCUACUGGUUAAUCCAGUCCAGGUUAACAUUGGGAAUGUUGAUGAACUUGUUGCAAACAAGUCAAUAACACAGUAUGUUGAAGUGUUACAGUCAAUGGAGAAACGCCGUCGGCUAGAGCAGAUAUUGAGAUCACAAGAGCCAGGAUCAAAGAUUAUUAUUUUCUGUUCAACAAAGAAGAUGUGUGAUAUGCUUGCAGGCAACCUUAACAACAAGUUCGGGGCAGCAGCCAUUCAUGGGGACAAAUCUCAGAGUGACAGAGAUUACGUGUUAAGUCAAUUCCGCACUGGUAGGUCUCCGGUGCUUGUGGCCACUGAUGUUGCUGCUCGAGGCUUGGACGUUAAAGAUAUCAGGGUUGUCAUAAACUUUGACUUCCCUACUGGAAUAGAGGAUUAUGUACACAGAAUUGGAAGAACAGGUCGUGCAGGUGCUACUGGUGUGGCAUACACAUUUUUUGGUGACCAGGAUGGGAGGUAUGCUUCGGAUCUCAUCAAAAUUUUAGAAGGAGCAAGUCAACGUGUUCCUGAUGAACUACGUGAUAUUGCUUCCCGUGGUGGUGGUGGUGGUGGAAUGGGAAGGGCUAGACGUCAAUGGAGUGCUGCCCCAGGUGGACGUGAUGGAGGAAACAUUGGACAGGACUCAGGAAGGGCAGGCUGGAGUAUGUCAUUCUCUUCGGAUAAAGGUGGAGGCCAUGGUAACAACCGUGAUGGAGGAAUCAGUGGACAGGACUCAGGAAGGGCAGGCUGGAGUAUGUCAUUCUCUUCGGAUAAAGGUGGAGGCCAUGGUAACAACCAUGAUUCUUACGACAGUGACAGGUAUGGCAAUAGCUCACAGGAUGCUGAUGGUUCUGGUAGCUUCCAGGCUUGCAGCUUUCAUGAACGUAUGAUGAAAGCUUCAGAGAAACCUAGGCGUAGUCCUAGUCCUAGCAGAAGCCCUAACAGGGGUUCAGGAUGGGGUGGUGACAACAACAGCAGGGGCCGCAGUCGCAGCCGUAGUGUUGAAAGGUUUGAUAAGCCUUCUCCUGUUGGUCAAGAGCCUAUAGGUGGCAGUUUUCAUGAAACCAUGAUGGCUAAGGCUGGAACAUCCUUGGUGGUCCAAAACCUGAUGUUGCCCACUUGGGAUUCAGUGAAUGUUAUUGACUCUGGAAAGAAUCUUAAUGAUGAUCCUAAGGGCUGUGAAAGUUCUCCACCCAAGCAGCAAAACGAUGACCAAUAUGCUGAUGGAUCUUGCUUGAAUUAUGGGGAGGAAGGCAACAUUGCCAAGGAAGAUGGCACUUUCCAGGAUGCAUCAGAGAAUCCUUCUCCAACUCAUCCAUAAUAAUAAGAUUGUUAAAAUAUCCCAUAGUGACAUGCAUGUCUCUGACUCUUUUGAUUUUAUGUUGGCUUAUUUCCGUGUUCAUUUUACCAAGUUGACAUGCUUGUCGACUUGUCGUAACUCGUAAAUGAACAAGAAAAAGGACCCUGGGACGGAAAUAUGGUGUUUUGGCCGGUAUUUUUGUUGACCUGUUGACCGUCUGCUUCUAACUAGUAGAACUUUACAAAAGGAAGAUGAAAGAAAUGCUUAUCGGUAGAACAAGGGGCAGGGUGAUCAGUUAAUUUUUGCCGUAAGUAAUGUAAAUUUGAAUAGCAUCUUUGUUUUGUUGAUUAUGAAGUAAUGAAUGCCCCUUUAUUUCAUAGUCCUG
This is a messenger RNA of Ipomoea triloba (trilobed morning glory), 2957 nucleotides long. Its product is annotated as ATP-dependent RNA helicase-like protein DB10. Gene Ontology annotation, cellular component: nucleus; ribonucleoprotein complex; cytoplasm. The transcript has 9 exons. The record is from RefSeq and is a predicted model, not a curated record. NCBI's taxonomy places the organism in Eukaryota, Viridiplantae, Streptophyta, Magnoliopsida, Solanales, Convolvulaceae. Gene Ontology annotation, molecular function: RNA helicase activity; RNA binding; ATP binding. The coding region runs from base 209 to 2593 and encodes 794 amino acids.